This is a messenger RNA of Suillus paluster, 1851 nucleotides long. RefSeq lists its product as uncharacterized. Gene Ontology annotation, biological process: amino acid catabolic process. The record is from RefSeq and is a predicted model, not a curated record. NCBI's taxonomy places the organism in Eukaryota, Fungi, Basidiomycota, Agaricomycetes, Boletales, Suillaceae. Bases 1 to 1851 code for a protein of 616 amino acids. The transcript is spliced from 6 exons. Gene Ontology annotation, molecular function: L-amino-acid oxidase activity; polyamine oxidase activity.
AUGGAUUUCGAAGGAGACAUAUUAGGCUACUUUGGUCGAAACAUCGUUGAAGAUUAUCACGGUGUUCUCAUCAAAAAGCUUCCCCAUAAACUUACAUUCCCGCUGAUAUCUGAAGGGCCCACGGGUACAGUCGGAAUUUUAGGCGCAGGAGUUGGAGGUCUAUAUACCGCCAUCAUGUUAGACUCACUGGGCAUCAAGUACGAGAUUUUGGAGGCUUCAGACCGCACCGGCGGCCGCCUCUUCACCUACCAUUUCCCGAAUGGCAAAGAAUACGAUUACUACGAUGUUGGCGCCAUGAGGUACCCCCUGCCGAAGAAGGACGCUCAAGGCAAAUACAAGGCUGGCGUUAUGAAGCGCCUGGGCGAGUUAAUCGACUACUCGAAGCUCAACGACAGUAAUUUCCAGGAACCUCUAAAAUCCAAACUUAUCGAAUACUACUACACGGCGAAGGCAGGAGGCACUUUCAUGUACUUCAACAAUCAACGUUACCAAGUCUCUGGUACGUCGCACCCUCCUGAGUUCCACGCCCGGGAAAUGGGUGUGGAGGCUGAAUACGUCAAUGUGGGCGUUGACAAUAUCAUCGCCGACGUCGUUACGCCAUUUGCCAACAUGCUCAUGAAGGACUUGGAGCAGCAUACCGAAAAGGGCUGGGAGGUUAUGAAGAAGAACGAUGUAUACUCGCUUCGCGCAUACAUGUCGUUCAAGUAUGUCCCUAGCGUCAGCCUCGACCUCCCGCCCAUGCACCUUACCACUAACACCAUCAAUUGGUGCGAGACAUUCGACAAGAGCACCGGUUGGUAUGACCGCGGUAUAACUGAAACGGUUCUUGAGGCGCUGGCAUUCGCCAAGGUCGGGUCGCAGACCUUUGGAGACGUAGAUUGGAAGUGUUUCAGAGGCGGUUCUCAAGUGCUCACCAACUACAUGACGGAAUAUAUUACUGCUAAGGGCACCAAUUCUCUAAUCCAGUUCAACAAGAGUGUUGCGAGCAUCUCUCAAGUCGGUACCACUGGCAUGACAGUUUCUGUAAGGGGCGAACCUACCCCGCGCACAUAUUCACACGUUAUAUCAACUCUCCCUCUGCCGCGCCUACGGACGAUUGAUCUCUCCGGUGCUGGUUUAAACGUGAUGCAGAGAAAUGCCUUGCAUAAGCUGCAGUACGGUCCUUCAAUCAAGGUUGGUAUCCGCUUCCAAUCAGCGUGGUGGACAGACCGGUUCGGUAUUGUAGGAGGCCAAUCAUUCACCGACCUUCCAAUUCGAACCAUUGUCUACCCCUCUUAUGGAGUUGAUUCUAGCUCGCCCUCCACAGUGCUGAUCGCGAGCUACUGUUGGACAAAUGAUGCAGAGCGCUUGGGAUCACUCAUCGGCACCGGUAAAACAGAGUACGACGAGCAACUGAAGGAACUCGUGUUGCGCAAUCUUGCAGAAGUACACAACCUCCCUUAUAGUUUCAUGUUGGAUCAGUGCGAGGACGUAUUUGCAUGGGACUGGAACCACGACCCGCUCACAAUGGGUGCCUUUGCUUUCUUUGGGCCUGGAGAUUUCCAGGAUUUGUACACGUCUCUCACUGUACCAAAUGCCAACAAGAGGUUGCAUAUCGCUGGCGAGGCCAUCAGCACCCGUCAUGCGUGGGUCGUCGGUGCGUUGGACAGCGCAUGGCGUGCGGUAUACGAAUACCUGCUCGCUUCCGGACAGCCUCAGUCUACCAUUGAUAAGUUUUUCGAGCUGUGGGGCUCGAACAUUGAAUGGGCAUCCUCAUCAGUCAACUAUACCGAUGGAGAGCAUAACACCCUGUUACGGGCCCACAUGGGAUACACAUAUGCUGGCGAAACAUGUGGGGAGGUGAAGUUCUGA